This is a messenger RNA of Lotus japonicus, 1762 nucleotides long. Its product is annotated as F-box protein At5g42460-like. The coding region runs from base 211 to 1395 and encodes 394 amino acids. The record is from RefSeq and is a predicted model, not a curated record. Gene Ontology annotation, molecular function: protein binding. The transcript is spliced from 2 exons. NCBI's taxonomy places the organism in Eukaryota, Viridiplantae, Streptophyta, Magnoliopsida, Fabales, Fabaceae.
UCCAUUUCGAUCGCCAUUUCCAUUCUGUCUCAUCUGUGCACUUUCUUUUGUUUUUGUUUUUGUUUUGUUCCAGAGAAAGAAAGAUGUGUGACCAAAACCCUUGCCUUCUUCCUCUUCUCUCAUUCAGAAUUGUGUGACCUCCAUUUCCUUUCAUUUUCAUUUUCAUUUUGGUGUUGUUCUUCAAGAUACUAGCUCGGAUUUAUCAAAUCUAUGCACCAGAAAAUGAAGAAGGUUCAGACAUGUUUGAAUACUGACACUAUCUUUGAUAUUAUGACCCGGAUUCAUGCAAAGCCCUUGCUUGCUUUGAAGUGCAUUUCCAGAGAGUGGCACCGCAUCAUUUCCAGCCGCUCCUUCGUCAAAUCCCAGCUGGAAAACACAGACCUCGUCUUAACGGGCUUCAUUGUUCAAGAGAAGUUUAUGUGGUGCAAAGAAGAUAUUAAACCUGUUAAUUACAUUCCUGUGGAGUCAAAAGGUGCCAAAGUGCACAAUGAGGUUUUCAAUUUUCUUCCUGAAGAUGUGGUUGUGUUGGCAUCGUGCAAAGGGGUGGUGUGCUGCCGCAGCUGUUUACCUUCUCCAGAGCCAGCUAUGUAUGUAUGCAAUCCUUCAAAUAGGGAGUGGAUUAAAUUGGAGUACCCUGAACCUUCCUGUGACAGAAAAGAAAGCAUAGCACUGGCUUUUGAUUUUGAACUAUCCAAAUGCUCCAUUGACAUCACUUCCAAAUUCAAGUUGGUAAGAGUUAAGCAGGUUGAGAAUGAUGAGAUGGAAUUGUACCUAACAUUUGAGUUAUACUCAUCAGAAACUGGACUGUGGAGGAAAUCAAAUGAAAUCUGCCAAUGUGAUAGCAAUUUGAUCAAGAACAAAGGCAUAUACAUCGGAGGUGUCCUGCAUUGGCUCACAGAUAGUGAUCAAGUCCUGACUUUUGAUACUGAGAAGGAGCUGUCUUGGUUGAUUUCGAUACCUGUCCCGUCGUUCGAGUUUAGGACUGUUCCUGAAGCAUGUAUUGGAGAAUCUGAGGGAAAAUUGCAUUAUGUCCAAGUAUCUGAAGAGGGUCUUCAUGUAUGGUAUCUUGAAGUUGAAGAUUAUUAUGAGUUUAAAUGGACACUGAAGCAUUUUAAAACUUUGGAGGAGAUUGAAGGAGAAUAUCCACACUUCUUCCUUAAUUUAAAGAAUCGAGUAUCGGAGCGAGUGAGUUUGGAUACAACCCCAUGGAUGAAUCCUCUUGGCUUCAAAGAUGGGGUUUUGCUAAUGAAGGUGUCUAUAAAUCUGUACAUUUAUGACAUUAAGAAUAGCAAGAUGGUCCAAGCUUGCUCCGUUCUGGAUCUGAACCCAAAAUCCAUGUCCCAUCCUACAGUACUUCCUCAUUCCUUGAGCUUGGUUCCAUUAAACAAUGCAUAGAAGGUAAGGUGCCUAUUUCUUCCUAUGAGAUUUUGAUACUACUAAUAGAGCUUGCUGAAUGUUUUGAGAUAUUAGGUAGGAGCUUGUUUUCUUUGAAGGUUCUUUCCCUCCCCUUCCACAAUGGAGGAAUGACUAACUGUUCCCUAGAGACUUAAUAUCUGGAGUCUGGACACUGCUGAGCAUAUUUGAGGGUGAUGAAGUUACAAUAUUUCUAGUUAAAAGUUGUUAUCAUUUCAGUCAAUACAUUACCACUUUACCUUAUAUAGUUUUGCUUUAGUGAAUCUGAUGCUUAGUUUAUAAGACACAUACAUCAGUACAUGAACUGCUUAUGCCUUAUAGCACUCUUCUAGAACUUAUACUCGAGAGU